CCCCGUGGGUGCGCGAGCCGCCUCCGCCCGCGUUCUGGAGCUGGGAGGCUGCAAGAAUCGUGCUGCUGUCGCCGCUUUAGCUGCUGCGCUAGCCGCCAGUUCCUCCUGAGCCGCUGCUGAGCCGCGCCCGUAGCCGGGCCCAGGAGGCUGCAGACGCAGCCAGGAGCCCGCAGUCCGCUCUUCGAUCCCGCCGCAGCCCUUCGAGGGCUCCCCCGGCAGCGCCAUGGUGAAGGUGACGUUCAACUCGGCUCUGGCCCAGAAGGAGGCCAAGAAGGACGAGUCCAAGAGCGGCGAGGAGGCGCUCAUCAUCCCCCCCGACGCCGUCGCGGUGGACUGCAAGGAUCCAGAUGAAGUGGUACCAGUUGGUCAAAGAAGAGCCUGGUGCUGGUGCAUGUGCUUUGGACUAGCGUUUAUGCUGGCGGGUGUCAUUCUGGGAGGAGCAUACCUAUAUAAAUACUUUGCUCUUCAGCCAGAUGACGUGUACUACUGUGGAAUAAAAUACAUCAAAGAUGAUGUCAUUUUAAAUGAGGCUUCUGCUGAUGCCCCAGCUGCUCGCUACCAAACGAUUGAAGAAAAUAUUAAGAUCUUUGAAGAAGAAGAGGUUGAAUUCAUCAGUGUGCCUGUCCCAGAGUUUGCAGAUAGUGAUCCUGCCAACAUUGUUCAUGACUUUAACAAGAAACUCACAGCCUAUUUAGAUCUUAACCUGGAUAAAUGCUACGUGAUUCCUCUGAACACUUCCAUUGUCAUGCCACCCAGAAGCCUGUUGGAGUUACUCAUUAACAUCAAGGCUGGAACCUAUUUGCCUCAGUCCUAUCUGAUUCAUGAGCACAUGGUUAUCACUGAUCGCAUUGAAAACAUUGAUCACCUGGGUUUCUUCAUUUAUCGACUGUGCCAUGACAAAGAAACUUACAAACUGCAGCGCAGAGAAACUAUUAAAGGUAUUCAGAAACGUGAAGUCAGCAGUUGUGUUGCAAUUCGGCAUUUUGAGAACAAAUUUGCUGUGGAAACUUUAAUUUGUUCUUGAACAGUCAAGAAAAAGUAUGGCGAAAGAUUAAUACAAUAGCAUAAACCCCACCCUUUGUAUUUUGUGCAGUGAUUAUUUUUUAAAAUCUUCUUUCAUGUAAGUAGCAAACAGGGCUUAACUAUCUUUUCAUUGCAUUAAUUCAAUUAAAACCAUUACCUUUUAAAAAUCUUUUUUUCUUCCAAGUGUGGUGUCUUUCAUAUUUGAUUAGGAAUUGUAUGAAGUCAUAGAAAAUAAUACUUUUCACCAUAGGUUUUAGGUGUUAAGAAGAAUUAAAGUUUCUUUUAAAUCAUUUAUUCAGAUUUUUAAAUUUUGCAUCUUAAAAAGGAGGGGUUAUCUAAAGUAUAAUCAUGUAACUAUAUGCAUAACUAAAAGUGGACCACAGUGACUUAUUUGUAGUUAUUAGUUGCCCUGCUACCUAGUUUGUUAGAGCAUUUGAACACAUUUUAAUUUUCCUCUAAUUAAAAUGUUCAGUAUUUUUAGUGUCCUAUUUAACUCUCUUCAGAUUAUGAUUUCCAACUUGACGUUUUAAUAUCUUAGGCACCUUCUGUAAUAUUUUAGAAAAUGUUUGGAAUUUAAGAAAUAAUUUGUGUUUCUAAUUUGUAUAACCCAUAUCUGUGCAAUGAAAUAUAAAUAUCACAAAGUUGUUUGACUA
Molecule: messenger RNA, 1676 nt
Organism: Orycteropus afer afer
Lineage: Eukaryota; Metazoa; Chordata; Mammalia; Tubulidentata; Orycteropodidae
Gene: ITM2B
Product: integral membrane protein 2B
Biological process (GO): negative regulation of amyloid precursor protein biosynthetic process
Cellular component (GO): extracellular exosome; plasma membrane; Golgi apparatus
Molecular function (GO): amyloid-beta binding
Source: RefSeq, a predicted model, not a curated record